AUGAGACCAUUAACAGAAGAAGAAACAAAAGUUGUUUUUGAAAAACUAGCAAACUACAUAGGUCGUAACAUCGCCUAUUUAGUUGAUAAUAAAGAAGAUCCACAUAUUUUCAGAUUACAAAAAGAUCGAGUUUAUUAUAUAUCAGAUAAAAUUGCUAAAUUUGCAACAUCAGUCUCUAGAGUUAACUUGAUGUCUGUAGGGAUUUGUAUGGGGAAAUUCACCAAAACUGGGAAAUUUAAAUUACAUGUCACAUCAUUAUCCAUAUUAUCCAAGUAUGCAAAGUAUAAAAUUUGGAUUAAACAAAAUGGUGAAAUGCCAUUUUUAUAUGGUAAUCAUGUCCUUAAAGCACAUAUUGGUAGAAUGUCUGAUGAUAUUCCGGAACAUGCUGGUGUUAUUGUUUAUUCAAUGAGUGAUGUUCCUUUAGGGUUUGGUGUUAGUGCUAAGUCAACUGGUGAAGCUAGAAAUUUACAACCUACUGCUAUUACUGCAUUUAGACAAAGUGAUAUUGGUGAAUAUUUAAGAGAAGAAGAUACAUUGUUUACAUAA
Messenger RNA from Hansenula ciferrii, 546 nucleotides. It is a transcript of the gene NIP7, whose product is annotated as ribosome biosynthesis protein NIP7. Gene Ontology annotation, molecular function: RNA binding. Gene Ontology annotation, cellular component: nucleus; nucleolus; preribosome, large subunit precursor. Gene Ontology annotation, biological process: ribosomal large subunit biogenesis; ribosome assembly. NCBI's taxonomy places the organism in Eukaryota, Fungi, Ascomycota, Saccharomycetes, Phaffomycetales, Wickerhamomycetaceae. Bases 1 to 546 code for a protein of 181 amino acids. The transcript has a single exon. The record is from RefSeq and is a predicted model, not a curated record.